AUGGCGUUUAACACGGUCCUCUUUGGUGUAUGCUGUACACUAAUCAUAACAUUUCACCUCUCUCAAGCCAGAUUUAUUAGCAGUCGCCAUCAAGGGUUCAUUGAUGAACACAACAAAGCUCGAGCAGAGGUUGGUGUUGGUCCGAUCACAUGGAAUGAAACUGUAGCAGAGUACGCACGAAAGUAUGCCAAAACAAGAAUUAAGACCUGCGAAAUGGAGCAUUCUGGAGGACCCUACGGCGAGAAUUUGGCUGAAGGUUUUGGUAAAAUGUCAGGUGCACAAGCUGUGAGGUAUUGGGUGACUGAGAAGCCUAACUAUGACUAUGCCUCUAACAAAUGUGUUAAUGAUGAAUGUUUGCAUUAUACACAAGUGGUUUGGCGCGAUUCUGUUAAUCUCGGUUGUGCUAGGACCAGAUGUAAAAAUGGGUGGGUGUUUAUAAUUUGUAAUUAUUAUCCUCCUGGGAACUAUAUCGGAGAGCGUCCCUAUUAG
Argentina anserina (silverweed cinquefoil) is the source of this 489-nucleotide messenger RNA. Its product is annotated as basic form of pathogenesis-related protein 1-like. Gene Ontology annotation, cellular component: extracellular region. NCBI's taxonomy places the organism in Eukaryota, Viridiplantae, Streptophyta, Magnoliopsida, Rosales, Rosaceae. The record is from RefSeq and is a predicted model, not a curated record. Bases 1 to 489 code for a protein of 162 amino acids. The transcript has a single exon.